Molecule: messenger RNA, 411 nt
Organism: Episyrphus balteatus (marmalade hoverfly)
Lineage: Eukaryota; Metazoa; Arthropoda; Insecta; Diptera; Syrphidae
Exons: 2
Coding region: 1-411 (136 amino acids)
Molecular function (GO): odorant binding
Source: RefSeq, a predicted model, not a curated record
AUGAAAAUAACUUUGAUCUUUCUAUCGAUAACCAUUUUCUGCGUUCAAGUUUGGGCAGAACCACCUGCGGCUAUAGAUCAAACCAAAUUCAUUGAAGAUAGCAAAUGUCUUGCAAAGGAAAAUCUAUCAUUCGCCGAUGUGCUUGAUUUCUCAAUAAACGACAAAAUGGAAUUGGCUGAAAAAAAUCCAAAAUUAAAAUGUUUUGCAUCCUGUUUGAUGGAAUUUGGAAAAAUAUUGGAUGGUUGCACUGUGGUUUAUACUAAAAAUUUGAAUAUGGAAGCAUUUGGCGAUAAAAAGGAGGAGUUUGUGAAGAUAAUGGAAAGUUGUAAGGAUGUGGUCAAAGGAACUGAUCGCUGUGAAUGUGGAUAUCAGUUGAUUAAGUGUAUGACGGAAAAGGAUAAGAAACCUUAA